This is a messenger RNA of Notolabrus celidotus (New Zealand spotty), 7017 nucleotides long. RefSeq names its product SEC31 homolog A, COPII coat complex component (gene sec31a). Gene Ontology annotation, molecular function: structural molecule activity; protein binding. Gene Ontology annotation, biological process: COPII-coated vesicle cargo loading; endoplasmic reticulum to Golgi vesicle-mediated transport; intracellular protein transport. The transcript has 30 exons. NCBI's taxonomy places the organism in Eukaryota, Metazoa, Chordata, Actinopteri, Labriformes, Labridae. Bases 209 to 4882 code for a protein of 1557 amino acids. Gene Ontology annotation, cellular component: endoplasmic reticulum exit site; COPII vesicle coat. The record is from RefSeq and is a predicted model, not a curated record.
UUCUUCGUGGGAGGAGGGGAUUGUUGCUUAGUGCCACGUUGAUGGAGACAGUGGGGACGUGGAAAUCUGUCUUGAGUCCGCCGCCGGGACCUGCAGCCUCUUCUUGUGUUUGUACAGCCGUUUAAGGGGGAACUGAAGUCCGGAGGAGGCUGUUUGUGUUUGUCAGCCUGUGUAUGAGUGCGUUCAUGUAAGAAGCAGAAUCAGAAGGAUGAAACUCAAAGAGAUCAACCGCACGGCCAUCCAGAGCUGGAGUCCUGCAGAGCACUACCCCAUCUACCUUGCAACAGGAACUUCAGCUCAGCAGCUGGACGCCUCCUUCAGCACUAAUGCCUCCCUGGAGUUCUUCAAGCUGGACCUGACUGAUCAGAGUCUUGAUAUGAAGUCAUGUGGCAGCUUUGCCUCGUCUCACAGAUACCACAAGCUGGUCUGGGGUCCGUACGGGAUGGACUCUGGAGCUCACCCGUCGGGGGUCCUCGUCGCAGGAGGGGAGAACGGUAACGUGAUCCUCUACGACCCGGCAAAGAUCAUGGCCGGGGAGAGCGACGUGAUCAUCACGGAGAGCGACCGGCACACGGGACCCGUGAGGGCGCUAGACAUCAACCCGUUCCAGACGAACCUCUUCGCUUCAGGAGGGAACGAGUCUGAAAUCUACAUCUGGGACAUGAAUAACUUCGGCUCUCCGAUGACACCAGGACCAAAGACUCAGCCUCUGGAGGACAUCAGCUGUGUGGCGUGGAACAGACAGGUCCAGCACAUCCUCGCCUCGGCCAGCCCGAGCGGCCGAGCCUCGGUGUGGGACCUCCGCAAGAACGACCUCAUCAUCAAAGUCAGCGACCACAGCAACAGGAUGCAUUGCUCCGGACUCGCCUGGAACCCUGAAGUGGCCACUCAGCUGGUCUUGGCCUCAGAGGACGAUCGGAUGCCGGUCAUCCAGAUGUGGGAUUUACGCUUUGCUACCUCUCCUCUGAAGAUUUUAGAGAAUCACACACGGGGUGUUCUCUCCAUCGCCUGGAGUUUGGCCGACCCUGAGCUGCUCCUGAGCUGCGGGAAGGACAGCAGGAUCCUCUGCUGGAACCCAAACACAGGAGAGAUCUUGUACGAGCUGCCCACCAGCAGUCAGUGGUGCUUCGACAUCCAGUGGUGCCCGAGGAACCCGGCCGUGCUCUCAGCCGCGGGGUUCGACGGACACAUCGACAUCCACUCCAUCAUGGGAGGGUCCAACCAGGAGCAGAGCCAGAGACAAGCUGACCAUAUCAGUACCUCCUUUGGGAACAUGGAUCCUUUUGGGACGGGACAAACUCUACCCCCGCUGCAGCUGCCUCAAACUGCGGCUCCUCCAGCGACAGUCACCCCCUUAAAGAAACCUCCAAAGUGGAUCCGCAGACCUGUUGGGGCGUCCUUUGCCUUCGGUGGUAAGCUUGUGUCAUUGGAGAACACAAAGCCGAACCCUCAGCAGGUCCAGCAGCCCAGCGCACGCAUCGUCCACGUGAGCCAGGUCGUGACAGAGACAGACUUCUUGGAGCGCUCCGAUCAGCUGCAGGCCACGCUGAGCGCCGGCAGCUUCGUGGACUUCUGCGCGGGGAAGAUUGAAGGAGCUGAGAACGAGUUCGAGAGGACCGUUUGGUCGUUCCUGAAGGCGAAUUUUGAAAGUGACAUCCGCAGCAAAUACCUGGAGCUCCUGGGAUACAACAAAGAGGAGCUCGCCUUAAAGAUUUCUGCAGCACUAGAGGAGAAGCCUGCAGAUCCUCCACAGAUUUUAGCAGCACCAGAGGAAAUCCCUGCCGACCCCAUACAGAUUCUACCAGAACCAGAAGAAGUACCUGCUGACCCCCCACAGGCGGAGCUUCUUCCUCCUCCAGCCGGCCUGCAGACUCUUCCCGACCUCAGCUUCGUGCCUCUCACCGACACUCCUGAAGCAGCCUUCGACAUGAUCGCUGCGGCAAACCUCCAGCCUGCAGCCACACUGGAACUAGACUCCACUCCUGACCCGGGACCUGCAGAACCUUUAGAGACCGAAGAACCUGAAGAGCCAGCAGCAGCAGUAGAAGCAGUAGAAGCAGAAGUAGAAGCAGAAGUAGAAGCAGAGGAUGCUCCUCUGGAAGAUCUGGAUGAAAAUAUGGACCAGGUUCUUCUGGAGGAGGGAGCAGAGGAAGAGGAGGAGAUCGAUUUGGAGGAGGAUAUAGCCUUGGAGGAGGAGGUGGAAGCUCUUGUAGAGGAGUCCAGUCCUGCUGAGAUCCUUGCUCCUGUAGAGGAACCUGCUGAGGUUCUAGCUCCUCCUGCAGAUCUAGACCCAGUUCUCAUCGAAGAACCCACCGAGGCUCCAACUCUAGCAGCAGAUCCAGAUCCAGUUCUCAUCGGGGAAUCCUUUGAGAUUCAAGCGCCACCUGCAGAUCUAAAUCCAGUUCUCAUUGAAGAACCCUUUGAGGUUCAAGCUCCAGCUGCAGAUCCAGAUCCAGUUCUCAUUGAGGAACCCAUCGAGGUCCCUGCUCCAGUUCUGGCUCCAUCUCCUGUUCCUGCUCCGGCUCCUGCUCCGACUCCAGCCCACGAAGGAGGAGUCACUCUGAGCAUCAGUCAAGAUGUGGACGGUCUGAUCACGCAGGCUCUGCUGACCGGAGACUUUGAGGGAGCGGUGGAGCUCUGCCUCCACGACAACCGGAUGGCGGACAGCAUCAUCCUCGCCAUCGCUGGAGGGCCGGAGCUGUUGGAGAAAACACAGAAGAAAUAUUUCUCCAACACACACAGCAAGAUAACCAAGCUGAUCAGUGCAGUGGUGAUGAAAGACUGGCACGACGUUCUGAAGACGUGCGACCUGCAGAACUGGAAGGAGGCUCUCGCUGCGGUCAUGACCUACGCCAAACCUGAGGAGUUCUCUUCUCUGUGUGAUCUCCUCGGGGGCAGACUGGAGGCAGCAGAGACCGCCCCUCUGCAGGCUCAGGCCUGUCUGUGUUACAUCUGUGCCGGGAACGUGGAGAAGCUUGUGUCCUGUUGGACCCGAGCGCAGGGCGGACACAGUCCACUCUCUCUGCAGGAUCUGGUGGAGAAGGUGAUGGUGCUGCGGCGUGCAGUCGAGCUGACGCAGCAAUCCGGUGCCACUGCCAUCGGCCUCCUGAUGGCGGAGAAGAUGAGUCAGUACGCCAGCCUGCUCGCCUCACAGGGAAGUUUGAACACGGCCUUCACCUACCUGCCUGACAACACCAACCAGGUUGCCGUUACACAGCUUCGUGAUCGCCUCAGUCGAGCUCUGGGACACACGGCGGCGCCAGCUCCAGCAGCUCAGGCGGCUCCAGCAGCUCCAGCACAAACCCAGAGAGUUCAGCCGCAGCAGCCCGCACCUUACCGGCACGGAUCAGCCCUCCCACCGCAGCAGCAACCCUUUAUCCCGGCUCAGCAGCAGCAGCAACCCUUCAUCCCGGCUCAACAGCAGCAGCAGCGGCCCUUCAUCCCGGCUCAGCAGCAGCAGCAGCGGCCCUUCAUCCCAGCUCAGCAGCAGCAGCCCUUCAUCCCCACACAGCCCCCCAUGGUGCCUCAGCCCUCUGCGGCUGCUCCAGUACCCACACCGGCACCUCCUGCCUCCGCCCCACCACAGCAGCAGUACUACCAGCCCGUGAGGGCUGCCUCCACUGUCACCUCCUGGAGUAACCAAACUCCCACAGCCCUCCCCAAUGUCCCUCCUCCUACUCUUCAGGCAGAGCAGCAGCAGGUGGAGCCUCCAAACUCUAUGUACGGGAUGCCUCCUUCUGGCUCUGCUGUCGCUCCUCCUCCCUCCUCAACGUACAUGUUCUCCCAUCAGUACCAGCGGUACCCCCAGGUCAGCCAGUACCCUCCUGGAGCUGGGGGGGCUCCUAUCUAUCACCCUCUUCAGUACUCCUCCUCUUCCUCUGCUGCUUCUCCUCCCGCUGAACCUCCCGGCUUCCUCUCUCAGUACACUCAGCAGUCCGCCCCCCCUCAGCCCACUUCUCCGGUCUAUCCCGGUCCACCUUACAGCAGCCAGUGCCUCUCCUCCUCUCCUCCGUCACAUCCUCCUUUCUUUCCGAACACUGCAUCCUCUUCCUCCUCUUCUUCUUCUGCCUCCUCCUUUCCUGCUCCUGCGUCGCGCGGAGCGUCUUUCCAGCAUGGCGGUCCAGGAUCUCCUGUGUCGUACAUGCCUCCUCCUCCACCGUGCGGAGUCUCAGGACCUCAGAACGGCUGGAACGACCCUCCGGCUCUGAGCAGAGCAUCAAAGAAGAAGCAGGUUCCACAGAAUUUCACCCGUCCUGCUCCCAUCAUGGCUCCCAUCAUGGCUCCUCUGGGUGUAGACCCACAGGCCCAGCAGGUCCCCCCCGGACCCCCUCAAGCGAUGGUCCAGGGUGGUCCUCAGGGGGCCCAGGUUCCUUACUCUGGCAUGCAGCAGCAGCAGCAGCAGCAGCAGCAGCUCUCACCUCCUAACAUGAACAUGAACCCCAUGAACCCUGCGAUGCCCAAAACCAGCAUGGAGGGAGCACCAGGAGCGCCGACUGGAGACUUCAUCCAGCCUCUGCAGAAGAUCCCCGCUGAGAAGAUCCUGAAGAAGCCGAUCCCCGAGGAGCACCUGGUCCUGAAGACCACGUUUGAGGGUCUCAUCCAGAAGUGUUUGGCUGCAGCUUCAGACCCGCAAACUAAGAGGAAGCUGGACGAUGCCACCAAGCGGCUGGAAGCGCUGUACGACAAACUAAGAGAGCAGACGCUCUCUCCGGCCAUCGUCGGAGGACUUCACAACAUCGCCAGGAGCAUCGAGUCUAGAUCCUACACCGAGGGCCUCAACAUCCACACACACAUCGUCAGCAGCAGCAACUUCAGCGAGACGUCAGCGUUCAUGCCCGUCCUCAAGGUGGUGCUGACACAAGCCAACAAACUCGGGGUCUGAGCGGACGGGAUGAACUCCUCCGACAGGUGGACGGGGACGGGGACGGGGGUCGGGUCUGAACUCAGUUGGACUGGCUGAUCGAAUGAUGGAGGACUCAGAGAUGUUUGUCGUUCAGAUUCUUCUCUGUGCCAUUCAUGUUUAUUUUUCUGGAGGAACUCGAAAACACAAGCCAUGCUAUCAGUCGCACUCAGUGGUGAAAGUAAAGUCCGAGCCCACGACGAGUAAAGGGCUAGAGACUGAUUCAAGAAACCACCGUCACGCUAACGCCUGUAAAACAUGUAACACUAGUUUUUAAUUCAAAGGGAGUCGUGUGAGGGGUUAAUGAAAUGUGCAAGAAUCAAAAUUUAAUCAAACUAUCAGCCAGUAUUUAUCAGGAGUGGAAACAAGCAGGAGCAGCUUCAAACAGUUCAGCUAAUUAAAGGGCAUUUCUGUCAAGACUAUCAAAAUAAAAGCUGCAUUUCAAAAUAAAAUGAAGAUGAUCAUCAGUUAAAGAAAAGAGGGAUGAAAGGCAUUAAUAGAAGCAUGCUCUCAGCUUCAGUCAUGCACACGAUCAUUUCAUGAGUUACAGUUUUUAAUCUUUAUCAUCUUUAAUGUUCUUGCACUACAGCGGUGCAUUAAUCAAACUUUGUCUACAUGUUUCACCGCCUGUGUUCACUCUGCAACCGACCCUGAAGUGAAGCUACGAGUGAGGAGAGAUAAGAGAGGAUGUUUUCAUUUCUGGAAGCAAGAUGCAGAAUCUGGACAAAUUUAAAACAGGGCAUCUGAUUGGUGGUUUGACUAAAAGUGGAUAAGGUACUCAAACUGUCAUCUAAAGCAGGAUUAAUGCUUGAUGUGCCAGUUGUUUUUUAAUUGCUUAUUAACGCUCAUUUCUGCCAAUGAGAUGAAAAAAAUAAUCUGUGAAGUCGUUAUAAUAAGGAAGUGUCUAUAAAGAAAAAGUACCUUUAAUUAAUUUUUUUUUAAUAAUUCAGUAUCUGAAGAUAAUUAAUUUGUACCCCCCAAAAAAUGACAAUUAUCUUGAAAUACAAGAGAAAUAAUCUGAAGAAAAAUUGAGUUAGUGUUUCCAGAUUAUAAUUAAAAACCUCAAAAAUCAAUCAGGAUCUGGAAAUAAUGUUUAACUUUCACUUUAAUACCUCAAAAUAUUAAGUUAGUUGCUUAAAAAAUCUGAGGAAGUCUUUGAAAAAUCUUUGGCUAUUAUUCCAAAAUGAGAAAUUAUUUCAAAUUUUUAAAAAAGGACAGUAAGAAUUCCUGAAAAUAAUUAUUUUUUUCUGCAAAUAAUGUUUAAUAAUCUCAAGAAUAAUGAGAAAAUACCUUAAAAUAAUUUCUUAUUUUAAAAUAAUGAAGAAAAUUUGACGUUAUUGAGUUAAUUUCUCCAAAUAAUGAAUUUCAAGCGAUGAGAAAUAAGUUAGCAGCUCAAAAUAAUGAGUUAGUUUUGAGCAAUAAUUUGUUUAUAUCUCAAAAUUAUAAAUUUAUUUCAUCACAAAAUGUUUGAACACUAACAUUAGAAGAAGAAUGAUUUAUUUUUGAGAUUUUCUGGAGCUUUGUGACAUUUUUAUGACAGUUUUAUUUUAUUAUAGGGACUUCAAGGAUUUAUUUUUCCUUCAUCAAAUUGGCAGCAACAGGCUUCCGUAUCCGGUUGUCUCUCUUGACUCCUCUGUCUGCUUAUCCCGUCUUACUUUCACCACUGCUGUCACUGCUGUCGCUGCACACAGCACAUCGGACCAAGAUGAUGUCAGAGCGGGACAUGUCGUCGUGCACAGUGCAGUCCCGUCUCUUCAUGUUUCAUGUUUUUAUUUCAUUUGUAGAUUUUGUUCUUUUUCAGUGUAAUCACGCCGCUCAGCAGAGUGCGAUGGACUUUUUAAAAAAACAAGAGGCUGUGCUUUUAUGACAUUUUAAAGUAUGCAUGCUCAAAUAAAUGCUAGCAGUCUUCUGUAUCAGCGUUGGAGGUAAUUACAUGCUAAUUAAUCAGACCUCGGAGAGAGAACUGGAAGGAGACUUGUACUUGAUUUUCAUUCCAACUAUGAUGAGGGCUGCAGUCUGAGUGGUCAACCUCAGUUUAUGUUGUUAAUAAAGGAAAACAAGUCUUUGUUUCAAGAUUGACUACAUGCAAUAUUUUCAAUAAAUAGUAUUUAUUUACA